Anopheles cruzii is the source of this 1412-nucleotide messenger RNA. It is a transcript of the gene Faa, whose product is annotated as fumarylacetoacetase. Gene Ontology annotation, molecular function: fumarylacetoacetase activity. Gene Ontology annotation, biological process: L-tyrosine catabolic process; L-phenylalanine catabolic process; homogentisate catabolic process. The transcript is spliced from 4 exons. Bases 101 to 1348 code for a protein of 415 amino acids. NCBI's taxonomy places the organism in Eukaryota, Metazoa, Arthropoda, Insecta, Diptera, Culicidae. The record is from RefSeq and is a predicted model, not a curated record.
GAACGCUAGCGCAAAGAUUGUCCACCGGUGGUUACCGCUUAUCGUGGGUGCGGUUUGUGUUUUUCUUUUCGCCUCACCACAGCAGACACCGGGCUUCGAGAUGUCGUUCGUUUCCGUACCGCAGGGAAGUGAUUUCCCAAUCGAAAAUCUUCCGUAUGGUAUCUUUAGUACCUCCGCCAAGCCUACCGCCCGGAUCGGAGUGGCGAUCGGUGAGAAGAUUCUCGACCUCGCGGAGGUUGCGAAAUUUUAUCCGGAAAAUCUAAGGGCUGCUCUCGGUGCUACCGUGCUCAACGAUCUGAUGGCCUUGGGUUGCGAAGCGUGGGCCGAAGUACGACGCAUUACCCGCGAACUGCUGCUCACUGGUUCACCGCUGCACAAGGAUGCCGUCCUGCAGACUCGUGCCCUGGUGGCGCAGUCUGACGCCAAAAUGCACCUUCCGGCCAACAUCGGUGAUUACACCGAUUUCUACUCUUCGAUACACCACGCCACCAACGUGGGCGUGAUGUUCCGGGGCAAGGAGAACGCGCUGAUGCCCAACUGGAAGCAUAUUCCGGUCGGUUACCAUGGGCGUGCCAGUUCGGUCGUGGUGUCCGGUACCCCGAUUCGUCGCCCGUACGGACAGACACUUCCGGUCGACGGGGCUGAUCCCGCCUUCGGACCCUGCCGGUUGUUUGACUUUGAACUAGAAAUGGCCUUCCUGAUCGGUGGUCCACCGACGCAGCUCGGGGAAAGAGUUCCCGUCGGAGAGGCGGCCAAACGUGUGUUCGGUUUCGUUCUGAUGAACGAUUGGAGCGCCCGGGACAUUCAAAAGUGGGAGUACGUGCCUCUGGGGCCGUUUACGGCGAAAAACCUCGGAACCAGCAUCUCACCGUGGGUGGUGCCGGUGGCAGCGUUGGAACCAUUCCUGGUCGACAACUACGCGCAGGAUCCGCAACCGUUUCCGUAUCUGCGCCACGAGCAAAAGUUUAACUUCGACAUCAAACUGGAAGUCGACAUCAAGCCGAGUUCUACGGGCGUAGCGACAACGGUCUGUCGGUCGAACUAUCGAAACCUGUACUGGACGGCGCUGCAGCAGAUCGCUCACCACACGGUUACCGGGUGUAAUCUGAAGCCGGGCGACCUGAUGGCAUCUGGAACGAUCAGUGGCGAUGCGUCCGACUCGUUCGGCUCGAUGCUGGAGCUUAGCUGGAAGGGUACGAAACCGGUUCCGCUGGGUGGCGGCGAGACGCGCAAGUUUCUGCAGGACAACGACGAGGUGAUCGUGCGCGGUUACUGUAGCAAUGGCGAUCUUCGCAUCGGGUUCGGCUCUUGCCGCGGUCUGGUGCUACCUGCCACACCAUUCGAGUAGACUCGGACACGGCAAUGAAUCUGUUAUGCAAAUGUGAAAUAAAGUCAUCAAUGUUGCACUCAGC